CCCCACAAUCGGUGUGGAUUUUAAGCUCAAGCUCAUGACAUUGGAAGGGAAGAGGCUCAAGCUCACGAUCUGGGACACCGCUGGGCAGGAAAGAUUUAGAACACUCACGAGUUCAUACUAUCGAGGAGCUCAAGGCGUCAUUCUUGUUUAUGAUGUUACUAGGAGAGAUACAUUCACGAAUCUUCAAGAUGUUUGGCUCAAAGAGGUCGAGCUCUACUCGACUAACCAGGAUUGUGUGAAGCUGCUGGUUGGAAACAAAGUCGACAGGGAUUCCGAGCGCGCGGUCUCACAACACGAGGGCAUUGCGUUCGCCCGGAAGUAUGGCUGCUUGUUCCUGGAGAGCAGCGCAAAGACUCGCAUCAACGUCCAACAGUGUUUCGAAGAGCUUGUCAGGAAGAUUCUGGAAACGCCCAGCUUGGUAGCUGAGGCCAAGUCAGUGAAGAAGAACAUCCUGAGACCGGGCAACGAGCCUCCUCCUCCCGAGAACGCUGGCAGCUGCGCCUGUUGAAGAUUCCAAGUGUCCAAUUGUUAUCUUUGAAUAUAAAUUAUCGAGCUUUUGAUAGAAGACGUGUAGUUUGACAGCGUGGCAAGCACCGGAACCGCCAACUGUGCGCCUGGAGCCCUAAAAAAGAGAGCACUGACGCUGCUCCCAAGUGUGGAAAAAGCUAUGGAGGCCGUAGUUGCGAUGAAUGCGAGUGUCUCGUUCAUCAAUGGGAAUCGUUUGCGCUCUCCGUCGAUCCAAAAGGUUUGUUUUCCGAGCGGAGCGUGUAGAAGAGGUACUCUUUCCUGUUUCACGACGAGAGCAGCUCUAGAGGGUGAUGAAGGCAGCAAGAAAUCUUCCAUCCGGUUGACGAUCCAGGCAGAGACGCCGGGCCAGUCCGAGCCCGCGAAGCUGGUGAUCGAAGUCCCCGACCACGAGCAAGUCAAAAACGAGGAUGUCAAAAAGGAGGAUGUUCGCGAGAGCGUCACGCAUGUAGCAUCGGAGUCGGCGGUGGAGAGCCCCGAGAGAGUGCAUGAAGAGGCUGAGCACGAAGCCGGAGCUAUAGCAUCCAAGACCGGCGAGGCAGUGGAAGAAGUGACCGAGAACUUGGAAAAAACGGCCGAGCGAGCGUCCGAGGUGGAGGCCGAGCACCUCGGGUCCGGGUCGGAGAGUCCGGUUGCCGGGCUAGGACAAGAGCUACACAAGAACGUGGAGGGGGCCGUGAAGGCGAGCUUGGAGAGUGGACAGAAGGCAAGACAGGGACUGGAGGCUGCUCGAGGGGAAGUGGAGAAGCGAGUGAGCGUCCUGGUGGAGGCGGCCGAGGAGGCCGGGCAGAGAGGGAACAAAGUCGUGGAGGCCGCUAAGAAGAGCCUCGAGGAACUCAAGAGCAGGCUCGGUGGCGUCCAGGAAUCGGCGUCGCGAGCCGCGGGAGACGUCCAGAAGAACGUAGGAGAGUUGCAGAGGAAGAUGGAGCAGCAAGCUCAGCAGGUUUCGGGAUCGAGUGGCGUGGAGAAGCUGCGAUCGGAGGCGGAGAGAGGCGCGGAGAGUUUGGAGCUGGAUCCCGAGAAGCACAAGGCGGUGGAUGCCGAGGACGUGAACAAGGAUGGCGAGAGGAAGCUGGCGGAGGAGCACUGGCAGAGCGAGAAGGAUGAUCCGGAGGGCGGCGGAGUUGUGAGCGAGACCAUCAAGGAGUUUGUGGAUCCGGCGUUGGAAGGGAGUGCGGUGGGACGGGAGGUGCGAGAGGAGGACGAGAUUGGCGAUGGAAACGAGCACCUCAAGAACAUGAAAGAUCUGGUUCUCCACGAUUCAUACGCCCCGAUUGACGACAGUGAUGAUCACAGUGGCAAGUCGGACUAGAGUCUCAUCGAAGUGAAUAAACUUCUAGUUUUUUUUU
Selaginella moellendorffii is the source of this 1874-nucleotide messenger RNA. Its product is annotated as ras-related protein RABC1. Lineage: Eukaryota; Viridiplantae; Streptophyta; Lycopodiopsida; Selaginellales; Selaginellaceae. The transcript is spliced from 8 exons. Bases 668 to 1837 code for a protein of 389 amino acids. The record is from RefSeq and is a predicted model, not a curated record. Gene Ontology annotation, molecular function: GTPase activity; GTP binding.